AUGCCUCCGCCUCAAAUUAAACAAGACCUGAACCGGUCGGGCUGGGAGUCCACCGACUUCCCUUCAGUUUGCGAGAAUUGCCUUCCCGACAAUCCUUAUGUUCAGAUGCUCAAGGAGGACUAUGGCGCUGAAUGUAAAAUUUGUACACGUCCCUUUACCAUAUUUCGCUGGAAGGCAGACCGAACGGCACGUACCAAGCGAACCACCAUCUGCCUCACUUGCGCGCGCCUGAAGAAUUGCUGCCAGUGCUGUAUGCUUGAUCUAUCAUUUGGUCUCCCGAUCGUUGUCCGCGAUGCUGCCUUGAAGAUGGUCGCUCCCGGCCCGGAGAGCUCAAUCAACCGCGAAUACUACGCACAGGAACACGAGAAAGAGAUCGAGGAAGGUCGUGGGGCGGUCGAAGCGUACGAGAAGACAGAUGAGAAGGCGCGCGAGCUGUUGCGCAGAUUGGCAAACAGCGAACCGUACUACAGAAAACCACGGCAGCAACUCGAAGGUCCAUCCGAGGAAUCGACUGAGGCACAACCCACCGACGCUCCAGUCGUACACAGCCGCUAUGGAAACGGACCUGGCCCUAUUCGGACGAGCGAGAGCAGAAGAGGAACACCGCUGCCUGGUCGAGGCCGUGGCAAUAUGCGCGGUGGUCGCGCUGGCCGCCCGUUUCCUGGCACUGCUCAGAUACCCCCAUCUCCCGAAGAUUACCUGCCUCCUGCGGACCCGAAUAUCACAUCCCUGUUCGUGACCGGUGUUGAGGACGACCUUCCGGAACACACACUCCGAACAUUCUUCACACAGUUCGGUCAGCUGCGGUCUUUGAUCUGUUCACACCGCGCUCAUUGUGCUUUCAUCAACUUUGCGACUCGAGAGGGCGCAGAAGCCGCUGCACAGCAUUGCCAAGGCAAGGCCGUUAUUCAGGGAUGUCCGCUGCGGGUGCGGUGGGGUAAGCCCAAGCCUCUGGACAACAUUGACAGGGAGGAGCGGAUGAAGAAUGCUCGUGAGGGUCGCAUGACGGCCCAGGCACAAAAGGGUGGAGAGUCAGGACAGAGAGCAAUCACAGCUGCUGGUGAACCUACGACAGAGAAGCCACGCAGCUUGCUUGUGGCACCACCCCCAGGUAGUGGGGAGGUCCAGUACUCGAGCUUAUCGGGCGAUUGA
Aspergillus udagawae is the source of this 1152-nucleotide messenger RNA. RefSeq names its product Pre-mRNA-splicing factor ECM2 (gene slt11). Gene Ontology annotation, cellular component: U2-type catalytic step 2 spliceosome; Prp19 complex; U2-type catalytic step 1 spliceosome. Bases 1 to 1152 code for a protein of 383 amino acids. The record is from RefSeq and is a predicted model, not a curated record. The transcript has 2 exons. Gene Ontology annotation, molecular function: pre-mRNA binding; U6 snRNA binding. NCBI's taxonomy places the organism in Eukaryota, Fungi, Ascomycota, Eurotiomycetes, Eurotiales, Aspergillaceae.